GCUCGUCGCCCGGCUCGGCGUCGGGAGCGCGCUCUGUGUGGCCGCUGCCGCCAUGUUGUUGUGGUUGUGAGAAGGCGGCGGCGGCGGCGGAGUAGCAGCCGGACGAGACGUCCCAGCGGCUCAGGCGCUGCCCCGCGCCGGCCCUGGCAGGGAGCCUGGUGGGGUGGCGGAAGAGGAGACUGUGCCGUGGCGGGCCUCGCCAUGUCCUGCUGCCCGACUUCCUUGUGAAACCUCCUAGUAGAAAAAGUUCUUGGGACAAACUUCAUUUGACCUCACCAUAAGGAAAAGAAGAGAGCCUUGUUGGACACUGAAGAAGGGACGGGGAUUUCUCCUCCUAAUCUGGGCCUCCUGUCAUGGAUGAAGAGACUCGGCACAGCCUUGAGUGCAUCCAGGCCAAUCAGAUCUUUCCCAGGAAACAGCUGAUCCGAGAGGAUGAGAAUCUUCAGGUUCCUUUCCUUGAACUUCAUGGAGAGAGCACAGAGUUUGUGGGCCGUGCCGAGGAUGCCAUCAUUGCCCUUUCCAAUUACAGACUUCACAUCAAGUUCAAGGAGUCUCUUGUUAAUGUUCCAUUACAGCUUAUAGAAAGUGUUGAAUGCCGAGAUAUAUUUCAGCUUCAUUUGACUUGCAAAGACUGCAAAGUUAUCAGGUGUCAGUUUUCAACCUUUGAGCAGUGUCAAGAGUGGCUGAAGAGACUGAACAAUGCAGUCCGACCACCUGCUAAAAUAGAAGAUCUCUUCUCAUUUGCAUACCAUGCUUGGUGCAUGGAGGUCUAUGCCAGUGAAAAAGAGCAACAUGGAGACCUGUGCAGACCAGGGGAGCAUGUAACUUCAAGGUUUAAAAACGAGGUGGAAAGGAUGGGUUUUGAUAUGAACAACGCCUGGAGGAUUUCCAACAUCAAUGAGAAGUACAAAUUAUGUGGUAGCUAUCCUCAAGAGCUCAUAGUGCCUGCCUGGAUCACUGACAAAGAACUAGAAAGUGUAGCAAGUUUCAGGUCCUGGAAGCGCAUCCCUGCCGUCGUCUACAGGCACCAGAGCAAUGGAGCUGUCAUUGCCCGCUGUGGACAGCCAGAAGUUAGCUGGUGGGGCUGGCGAAAUGCAGAUGAUGAGCAUCUGGUACAGUCAGUAGCCAAAGCUUGUGCCUCUGACUCCCGAUCGAGUGGCAGCAAGCUGUCAACUAGGAACACUUCUCGAGACUUUCCCAAUGGGGGAGACCUUUCUGACGUGGAGUUCGAUUCUUCUCUGUCAAAUGCUUCAGGAGCAGAGAGUUUAGCCAUCCAACCGCAGAAGCUUUUGAUCUUGGAUGCACGCUCCUAUGCAGCUGCUGUGGCAAACCGAGCCAAAGGAGGAGGCUGCGAAUGCCCAGAGUAUUACCCAAACUGUGAAGUUGUGUUUAUGGGGAUGGCAAACAUUCAUUCUAUUCGGAGGAGUUUUCAGUCUCUGCGGUUGCUGUGCACUCAGAUGCCAGAUCCGGGAAAUUGGCUAUCAGCUCUUGAAAGCACAAAAUGGCUCCAUCACUUGUCUGUGCUUCUGAAAUCAGCGCUUCUGGUAGUGCAUGCUGUGGAUCAGGAUCAGCGGCCAGUGCUAGUGCACUGCUCAGAUGGCUGGGACCGCACCCCCCAGAUUGUGGCAUUGGCUAAGCUCUUGCUGGACCCUUAUUACCGAACCAUAGAGGGUUUCCAGGUCCUCGUGGAAAUGGAGUGGCUGGAUUUUGGCCAUAAAUUUGCUGACCGGUGUGGUCAUGGGGAGAACUCAGAUGAUUUGAAUGAACGUUGCCCAGUGUUUCUGCAGUGGCUUGACUGUGUUCAUCAGCUUCAGAGGCAAUUUCCUUGCUCUUUUGAGUUCAAUGAAGCAUUCCUUGUGAAACUGGUGCAGCAUACCUAUUCCUGCCUCUUUGGAACAUUCCUGUGCAACAACGCCAAGGAGAGAGGGGAAAAGCAUACUCAGGAACGGACAUGUUCCGUGUGGUCACUUCUUCGGGCAGGCAACAAGGCUUUCAAAAACCUACUGUAUUCCUCUCAGUCAGAAGCCGUGCUGUACCCUGUGUGCCAUGUGCGUAACCUGAUGCUGUGGAGUGCAGUGUACCUGCCCUGCCCAUCCCCAACCACCCCUGUGGACGACAGCUGUGCACCAUACCCAGCCCCAGGCACCAGCCCUGAUGAUCCCCCCCUGAGCCGGCUACCAAAGACUAGAUCAUACGACAAUCUGACCACAGCCUGUGACAACACAGUGCCUCUGGCCAGCCGGCGCUGCAGCGACCCCAGCCUGAACGAGAAGUGGCAGGAGCACCGGCGCUCACUAGAGCUGAGCAGCCUGGCUGGCCCUGGAGAGGAUCCCCUUUCUGCCGACAGCCUAGGGAAGCCCACCAGAGUGCCGGGGGGUGCCGAGCUUUCUGUUGCAGCUGGAGUAGCUGAGGGGCAGAUGGAGAACAUCUUGCAGGAGGCCACCAAAGAGGAGAGUGGAGUAGAGGAACCUGCCCACAGGGCAGGCAUUGAGAUACAGGAGGGUAAAGAGGACCCUCUCUUAGAAAAGGAGAGCAGGAGGAAGACACCUGAGGCCUCAGCCAUUGGACUUCACCAAGACCCAGAACUGUGUGAUGCUGCUCUGAGGAGCCAUCUGGAUAUGAGCUGGCCACUGUUCUCACAGGGUAUUUCUGAACAGCAGGGUGGGCUCAGUGUUCUCCUCAGUUCUCUCCAGGUCUCCCCCAGGGGAGAGGAUUCCCUGGAGGUCCCUGUGGAGCAGUUUCGAAUAGAAGAGAUUGCAGAGGGUAGAGAGGAAGCAGUUCUUCCAAUCCCAGUAGAUGCAAAAGUUGGCUAUGGUACCUCACAGUCAUGUUCUCUGCUACCUUCCCAAGUCCCUUUUGAGACCAGAGGACCAAACAUGGACAGUUCUGCAGACAUGUUAGCGGAAGAUAAGGUGAAGUCAGGAAGUGGGCCCCAAGGUCAUCAUAGACCUUGCCUUGUAAAUAGUGGCAAGGACAGGCUUCCCCAGACCAUGGAACUCAGCCCUUCAGAGACAAGCCUGGUCGAGAGGCCCCAAGUGGGGUCUGUCGUGCAUAGGACUUCCCCUGGCAGCACUCUCAGCCUGACACGUUCCCCUUGUGCCUUGCCUUUAGCAGAAUGUAAAGAGGGGCUUGUGUGCAAUGGUGCCCCAGAGACUGAAAACAGGGCCUCAGAGCAGCCCCCAGGUCUUAGCACCCUCCAGAUGUACCCCACACCCAAUGGGCAUUUCGCCAAUGGGGAGGCUGGUAGGAGCAAGGACUCACUGAGCCGUCAGCUGUCUGCUAUGAGCUGCAGCUCUGCCCACUUACACUCAAGGAACUUGCACCACAAGUGGCUGCAUAGCCACUCAGGGAGGCCAUCUGCAACCAGCAGCCCCGACCAGCCUUCCCGCAGCCACCUGGACGAUGAUGGCAUGUCAGUGUACACAGACAUGAUCCAACAGCGCCUGCGUCAGAUUGAGUCAGGCCACCAGCAGGAAGUAGAAACUUUGAAGAAACAAGUCCAGGAGCUGAAGAGUCGCCUGGAGAGCCAGUACCUGACCAGCUCCUUACACUUUAAUGGAGACUUUGGGGAUGAGGUGAUGACCCGUUGGCUUCCUGACCACCUGGCUGCCCACUGCUAUGCGUGCGACAGUGCCUUCUGGCUUGCCAGCAGGAAGCACCACUGCAGGGACACUGACCGUGUUGAUCAAACGUGGAAUUGUGGGAACGUAUUCUGCUCCAGUUGUUGUAACCAGAAGGUUCCAGUUCCUAGCCAGCAGCUCUUUGAACCCAGUCGAGUAUGCAAGUCUUGCUAUAGCAGCCUACAUCCCACGAGCUCCAGCAUUGACCUUGAACUGGAUAAGCCCAUUGCUGCCACUUCCAACUGAAGCUCAGUGACCUGGGUGGGCAGUGGCCAAGCUGCUGUUCCUAUGACAGGCCCACUCAGCCUGGGCAGACCGAGAGGCCCGUGCACUUUGGAAUGGGAGCAUGGAACCACCUGUACAGAGUGACAGAAAUUUGGGAUGCACCACUGGAUUGUAGAUGGAUUUUUCUUUCCUGUCCCCCUACUCCCUGCCUACCUUUUCCAUCCUCCUCCUCUGUCUUCAAAAAAGGAAACUCUCCCUUGGUUGUCUUAAUUUUUUUUUUUUUUUUUUUGAUGGAAGACCAGGGGUUGCCAGGCCCGCUGUAACUGCCGAGCUGCCUGCUGUCAGGUGACACUGAGGGAUGGCUUGUUUCUUCCGGGUGGGAGGAUGGUGGUCAGAGUCAGGAGUAUAGAGAUCUGAGACCGUGAGCAGGGAAGAAAGCCAGUGCUAACAUGCAACCGUUCCUCAUACCACCGCCACAUCAGAGCUGGUUGGGAACCCUUUGCUGCUGGGGAGGCUGGAAGCAUAUUCUCCAAGAGCACUGCCCUGGGCAUCAUCUCCCUCCUGCGAGGAGCUGAGCCAGUCCCCUCACAGAUGGAUAAAUUAGGCUGACGUUUGGAGGGAGAGGCACACGGUAAAUGGCAUCCCCUUAGGCCCCUCUUUAGGAAAGGAAAGUGGAUGUUCCUUUGAGGCAGGUGAGGGGUUGGGAAUGGGUAGCCGUCAUGUUUUCCCCCGUGGGAUUCCACUUUUAACUUGAGCCAGAUUGUCUUGGGCUCCCUUUGCUUUCAGGGGGCUGCUUUCCUGGGCCAGGCUGUGUAGCACUUCCCACCCUCAGGCAUGAGUACAGACUGGCCAAAAUGGUUAUGCACUCAAGGCCAAAGCCUUCCCUGAGCCCAGACGUACCUGGGCCCCCAUUCUGGGGCCUGGUCCCCUCAACAAUCUCUUCCUCAGCCAGCACAGGGAAAUCCAGACUCAGGGUUCCAGAAAUCCCCCUUUCCCAAACCAAACCAAUCAUGGAUCUUCCCUUUAAGGGGUAGAAUCAGCCUUUAGAGUUACAAGCCCCUGGAAAAGGGAGCAGGUCCCAUACAAUCAGCCUUUCUCCUCCUCCUCUUCUUGGGACAGGAAGAGCUGAGCAGUCCCCCUUCCCUGCUCCUGGCUGGCAGAGUGGGCACUUGUCUGGCUGCUGGCCAGCAGUGAAGGGCCACUUGGUGACUUUGUAGGGUUCCUUAGAGAAGUGACAUGGCCUUGAGGAGAUUCAGGGCACCUUUCCUCAGUGAGCUUUGAUAUGGUCCAAAAACAGCCUUAAAUCAAGAGUAUCUGUGGAGGUAGGUGUGGGGAAGGUUGGAGAAGAGUUAGGUUUGUGCUUUGUAAUCUUGGCAUCCAUGUUUUGUGCCUGCCCUCCCUCUUGGGGAGGCCAUGCUUGGCUCUGCUGAAAGCUGCUAACUGGUGACAGGGUGGAUCAUGGUGAGGACUAGGGGUAAGGUCAGGGAACGCUUAAGCUCUGGCCCUGCCCUGUAUUCCUCUUCCCCUUGGUAGUAGUUCCCUGACCAAGGGCAAGCUGUGUCUCAGGAAGGUGGCUUCUGUGCGUGCCUGGGUGUGGUUAAGGCGUGGCCCAGAAGGCUUCCCUGCUGCUCUCAGUCCAGGCAAAGCCCAGAGCAUCUGAGCACGUCUCUGACUUCCAGUGGCAACACAUGGAGUUUGAAUGUGGUGAAACAGGGUGUAGUUCUUUUCCACAUUCUGUGUCAUCUAGUCGUGCAGGUAGGGGAAAAGUUGUUCUAAUUGAAGAUUGUGCAUUUCCUAGUGACAGGUGCCAAGAGGUUAUGAUACGGGUUUCUUGGGUCUGAUGUACAGUGUGAAUAAAUGCUUGCAGCUGUUAGCUCUUUUUUGAUCGAUGAAGCACUUUUUUAUUAAUAUUUUCCUUUGUUAAAGGAGGAACCGUAACUCUCCAUAGCUGUACAUAUAACCCUUUUCUCCUAAAGAGGAGUCAGUCAGUGCUCCUAUAUUUUUCAUUUUUUGUCAAAGCAAGAAGUAAAUACUUUAGAAUUGUUAAAUAUAUAAAUAAAGCGAAUAAAGUUGAGUGUCCACAUGGUAGCAUUUGCUAACACUUCCUAAUUCUUUGCCCUGUGGUUUAUCCCCUCUUCAUCCCUUUUCCCUCUCACACAGAAGUGUUUGAGGGCCUGCUGGGAAACUGACCUUUGGCAAAGGAAAGCUACAGAUAGCCUUCCAACUCUAGACCUUGGCAAGGAGCCUCACCAUGAUGUCCAAGCACCGAACGCAUUUCCUCAGUGAUUCUGCUCCUAAAAUCUCCCAGGCUAAAAGAGGGCAAAGCAGUCAGGGAUCUGACCCGGCAGCUGUUCCUCCUUCUCUGAAGAGUUGCGCAUCAGUAGUCAUUACAACUACCUCUCGCCUCUAGGCUCCAUUUUUAACUGCUGCUCUGAUUUCAGGGCAGCCGGUACUCUGGCCCCUUCAGUGGGAAAGUGGAAGGAGACGUGGGGUGGGGGUGAGAAAAUGCUUCUGCCUGUUCUUGAAGGAUAGACUAUGGGUGGGCAGAGAGAACUGGGGGCAGAAAUGGAAUUAGAUGUGAUUGGGUUAUGCAGUCAACUAGAGGUCUCCUUCCCGCCUUCUCUCCACACAGAGAGGAACCUCUGCUCCUUAGCUCUUACAGCAGGACUGUGGCAUCUAGUCAUUUCAAUACUAGUUCUUGCUCUUCACAGAGGUAGAUUUUUCUUUUCCCUACAGCACUGUUGGGUAUCCCUCCUGUCACAUGGGUCUGUGGGUGAGAUACAUUAUGCUGUUCCUCCCUCGGGAAGGUUGGUAUUGAGGGGUGCCUUGCUCCAGAGGUGCCAGCCCAGCAUCUGUGGUGAGUUGGCUAAGAUCCAGAGAGUGACCUGCUCAGAGCUCCCCAGAGGCCUUCACUCUUUGGGGCAGUCUCUCUAGGGUCACUUUCUGAAUGUACCUUCUACCUAAAGUAUACAAAGAGCCAGCUGAGCUGGUUCUAGUGUGAAAGCUGUAAGUGCCACCCAGCAGGCAUUUGAAAACAAAUCAUCAUUCUGUGGAAGGAGAAGGUGCCAUCUCAGCUACCCUCAGUCCACCAGGGAGCCCAGUCUGUGUAUUCUGAUGAAGUUGUGAAAAACGUGUGUGUGCCAUGGCCAGCAUGUCUACACACAGCCACUAUUGUUCCUGUGGGCUAGUCCCCAGCAAAUUAAAACACUGGCACGGCCUAGGAAGGCCGCUGCGAGCUCCUAAGUGGAAAGCUUCUCUGGGGGUAGGAAGAUGAAGAGCCAAGAUGCUGGUGAAGCAGCAUCUUGUGAGGAUCCAAGGCAAGGAAUUGCCCUGAGGGAGGUGGCUGCAUAUGGAGAAAGGCAGUUCUCUGGGCAAGGCCAGCUUGCUUCAGGCCGUAGAGGGAAUUUGGUCUGAAGCAACAGGGCAUGAACUGUGACUUUGAGCUGCCAGGUUGUCUUCAUCUCAGAACUUUCCUAUCCAGGCACUCUUGUUACCUUUCUCCUAUACCUUGGCCUCCGUAACUGCAGUCCAAAACAAGUUAUAGCUGCCUUAAUCCACUGAGAUUCUCUAUGAGGAUGUACAGAAAAGUUUUCCUCUAAUAAUUUUGCUUAUAUGCUAACUCUUUCCAUGUUAGCAAAGAAUAUUCUAUGAAUUAGAAUGUUACUGUGAUAGAUCUAAAGGAGAAUGAACAGAAGGUGCUGGAGGACCUGUUAAUCUCUGGCUAUUAAAAAACAUCAAGAUGAGAAUUAAUUAAAGGUAUAUCCUGAUAGACUUGGCUGCUUGCACAUGAGGCUAGGAGAUCCCAUGCCUGUUGAAGUUAACUCUAGCCCUGACCUCUAUUGAUCUUUUGAGAAUGAGGGCUGAUUUGAAGGUGCUGUUGCAGGAUUUCAUUUAGCUGCUGCCAGUUCAAGUGACCUGUCCCCAGGGCUGCAGCUGCAUCCACCUGAUUGCAUUAGGUGAGGGCUAACAGCAGAAUUUAAAGUGGGCCCUAGGCUGUGGAGCAAAGUGACUAUUCAUUUGGAGUUUUGGAUAAUGUGGCAGGAGUCCCAGCUGUUUAAUUUCUAGUCACAUUUUCAAGGAAGUUGUUCUAAGUUGAGAUCACCGACAAGAUUUCUCAAGGGCAGGACCAGAUAUGUGAGAGACUUCUAGUUCAGAGCUGACCCCUCUAAGCCUCUGACACUUAAACACGAGUCCUGCUGUCCCCAGCACACAACUGCACUGAAGCCUUGUUCCUCUCGGCUGGCGUAGAGUUCAUCUGCAUGUUCUGUGCAGAUACCAGUAGCCUCCCUGCUUGAACAGGCCUCUCCUAGGCUAGGCAGGUGUUCAGAGGCAUGAAGGUCUGGACGGGAAGGGCAUCUUCUGAAAUGGGAGUUACCAGGUUUUUAAAUGCUUCUAUUGUUUUAUUUACCAUUUAAGGUCUUUUCUAUUAUAUCUGAGUUACUAGUCAGUUUUUCUUACAGUGCUCAUAGCAGUUGUAUUUGAAUUGUAUUUUCAGUGAAAUUUGUUUUACAUUGCCAUUUAAAAUUGGCUUUUAACAGCUUCCCAACUGGCUUAUAAGAUUUUUUUUGAAUGAAAACAUAACCCAUGAGGCUCAGAUGCUGUUGAGGAAAUAAAUGGUAUGUUGCUGCUGACAGUAGUGCUUGCCUGUUGUAACAGCAUUGGUUCUGCUGUAGCCUCGGUGACCAUUUAAGUUGAAUAAAUCUGUCAUUUUCACCCACAAACAGUUGUUGAGCCCCUGGAUUUGGGUUGUCACUGUGGUUCUCCUGCCAGUGCUAUAAUCCAGUGUCGUAGGUGCAGGGUAUGAAUCAGCUCAGCCUCUUAGGAGAGAGGGGCUCUCAGCGAGGAGGGGGCAGGGAGGGGGGUCACUAUUUGUCUUCCGGAGGCAGGGUACAUGGAUUCCUGAUGUUUAGAAGCGGAAGGGACCUUAGGUCACCUACUUCCACAGUUUUCAUACUGUUCUGUGGGGCCAUCGUGGAGAGGGAGCCUCCAGGCCCAUUCAAAGCUUUAUUAGAUUUAAAAGUAAGAUCUGGUAUGAAGAAAGGUUUUGUUUCUUAAAAUAAAAAGUCUGAAAAUCA
This is a messenger RNA of Nomascus leucogenys (northern white-cheeked gibbon), 8920 nucleotides long. Lineage: Eukaryota; Metazoa; Chordata; Mammalia; Primates; Hylobatidae. The record is from RefSeq and is a predicted model, not a curated record.